AUGAUUUCACGCUGCCCACAAGGUCAUCGCACUCCUUAUGUAUCGAGGAAAUUACACUAUGGUCCAGAGCGACAUUUGAAUAACAACGAUAGUUGUAUUGCCAUUGGUCAAAAAGAUUCAACAACAGCAAAUGCGUCCACAACAACACACUCACCUAACUUAAGUAAAUGCACACAAGACAAGGGAUCCAGCCAGUUUAGCACAACGGCCGAGUGCCACGAUUCAAUUUCAAUGCAGUUUCAGAUAGAACAAGAAGAAGGUUAUUAUGAAGAACUUGAUUAUAGUAUUGAUUGGUCGACCCAUCGUAAUGACUAG
This is a messenger RNA of Didymodactylos carnosus, 315 nucleotides long. The record is from the annotation of a GenBank genome assembly. NCBI's taxonomy places the organism in Eukaryota, Metazoa, Rotifera, Eurotatoria, Philodinida, Philodinidae.